Molecule: messenger RNA, 1379 nt
Organism: Verruconis gallopava
Lineage: Eukaryota; Fungi; Ascomycota; Dothideomycetes; Venturiales; Sympoventuriaceae
Product: 2,3-diketo-5-methylthio-1-phosphopentane phosphatase
Exons: 4
Coding region: 157-1095 (312 amino acids)
Molecular function (GO): acireductone synthase activity
Source: RefSeq, a predicted model, not a curated record
CUUAAAAUACAAAAAUCUUCCGUCGCCCUCGAGGACUGGCGGUGAAGACGAACGUUCGCCCAAUCACGGCCCGUCGCAUCCUUCGCGCGCACCUUACCAGCAAAUUCGAUCACAAGCAGGAAAGCAAAAAAUAAUCUGGUGUUGUAGCCGUCCGCGAUGUCUACUGUCAAGCUGAGAGGCAUAUCGACGGUUGUCCUCGACAUCGAGGGAACGCUGUGUCCGAUUUGGUUUGUAGCACGUGUGCUGUAUCCCUACGCAACAUCGAACCUGCGCAAGGUCGUGACCAGUCAGUGGAAUGAGGAAGCGUUCCAGCCCUACAAAGCAGCCUUCCCAGAUGACGUACGAGAUGCACCCGAAUCUGUGAUCAGUCACUGUCAAGCGCUUGCGGCAAAAGACAUCAAAGAUCCUGCAUGGAAAAAGCUGCAAGGCCUCAUCUGGCGACAGGGGUACGCCGACGGUGUGCUUGCCGUGCCGUUGUUUGGGGAUGUUACGCCUCGAUUGAAGGCGUGGCGGCAGGAUGGAUAUCUCCUGGCCAUAUUCAGCUCUGGCAGUGUGGAGGCGCAGAAGCUGUUCUUUAGGUACAUUGAUCCGAACGCGGACCUGUCGCAAAGCAAGGGCGAGAGUGAUGACGACAAUGUUUUGGAAGGAGCAUCAGCCAAGACCGAAGGUAGAGCGGGCGAGGCACUGACGGCGGGAGACAAGCAGAUGGCAAGCGAGGUUACGAAGGAAGGAGCUGCCUCGGCGAAAAAGAGCUGGGCUGAUCCUGAGCUUGCCGCGGAAGCAGCAGGGAAAUCUCAGAAGCAAGUUCAAACCCAAGAUCUGAGCGGUUUGUUCGACGCCAAUUUCGACACCGUCAACGCGGGCUCGAAAGUUGUGGCCGAGAGCUACACGAAGAUUGUCAAGGAGCUGGGCAAAGACGCCGGCGAGUGUCUCUUCUUGAGCGAUAAUGUCAAAGAGAUUGCUGCCGCGAAGGAAGCGGGUCUACACGCCAUCCUUGUUGACCGGCCUGGAAAUGCAGCGCUCUCCGAGGAAGACAGGCGUAACUUCGACGUCGUUGAGAGCCUUGACAUGGUCGAACUCACCAAGAGGCCAUGAGCAAGACACGUUGAUGGAUCGAUGUGAGACAUGGACUAACAGAUCAUUUAUGCCCGGCGUCAGAAAAAAGUCUGCAUAAUAUAUCACAAAUGAGGGAGCAACUGUUUCCAGCUCAAAGUUCUGAUGGCUCUUUGUCAACACCCCUCCACUUGAUUUUCUCCGUGAAUACGUCUGCACCGCAAGAUGGCGAAAUACAUAAUUUCAUGCAUAAGUCUGCACCUCGGUAUGCGUCCGACAAACCUAUUCAUCUAGUCUUUCUUAAAUGAGUGUCUGUGCCGUAGCAG